UUGUUUCACUUUCCUUUUGGGACACGGCUCGCUGCCCAUUGUCUCGGGGCAAAAAGUGAGCAUGGCAAAGACCCCGAGAGACUAUCUGUUCGACACCAUUAGAGAGCUGGGCGAGUCGGACUUGAAGGCGUUUAAAGACAAGCUGAACAAUUUCCAGCCCAGGCCAGGUUAUAACCGUAUCAAAUGGGGAGAGCUGGAAAAAGCAGACGCUGUAGAAAUCACUCGCCUGCUAGUCAGCUACUACAAGGAGGAUUACGCGGUGGAAGUGGCCGGGAAGGUGCUAGAGGACAUGGACAAGAAGAACCUGGCACACAACCUCUUCCAGGCCACAGGGAAGGCUCCAGGUGGCACCCAGCAGACCCCAGAACCAACCAGCAGCACCCGGACCAGAGUCACAGCAGGUGUAGCCGCCCCCAUGCCCAGGGAACACAGGCCAGGCUCGUCCAGGGCUGGAGACUCAGGAGAUGAGAUAGACCUACGAUAACAUCGAGUUCUGCACCGAAGGCUUUGCAGCUGACAUGGCGCAGUGAAAGAGACGGUUAACACUGGAAUGAAGACCGUGCCCUGCUCCUCUACCAGUGCCCGAUGGCCAAGGAAACCCGGAGACUUUUCAGAGUCGUACCAACUGGCUAGAAUAUUGCAUUCCAUAUUUUUGGUCAAUAAAACAAUUGCCUGUUUUUAAUACGGAGA
Mauremys mutica (yellowpond turtle) is the source of this 690-nucleotide messenger RNA. RefSeq names its product pyrin-like. The record is from RefSeq and is a predicted model, not a curated record. Bases 62 to 484 code for a protein of 140 amino acids. Gene Ontology annotation, cellular component: cytoplasm. Lineage: Eukaryota; Metazoa; Chordata; Testudines; Geoemydidae. The transcript is spliced from 4 exons.